AGAUUAUUCGACAGCAUCCAUCCAACGCCACGUCUCUUAUCGCGUUAUCGAGCGUGUGGUGACAGGGGGGCGGCUCACUCCUCACCCACUGCCGGUCCCUUAUCGUCUGCCCGCGUUCCGUCCGCGCUCCGAACUUCUCACCCCUCUCACACCCGACACCAGUGGUGGGGGAAACGGUGCACUGCGCAUGCGCCAAGGCAGCCGGGUCGUCUGCGAGACAGUGCAUCAGCUGUGUUGUGGCCAGUUCAACAGGUCGGUUCCCGGCAUGUGCCCAGUUUCCGCAUCCAGAUGCCCCAUCGUCCCACACAACAAGGGCUUUCUCCAAAAGACCCGCUCACCGCCUGUCUAGAUGCCGACGGUACCUACAUUUGCACCGCGUACAACUCGCGUUGCUUCAUCAUACAGAAGGUCACGCCAACUGGCACCAUUCCGAAUUUGAAUCCAGACGCGGACAGCUUUCAAACCAAAGUGAAGACCGAAGAUGAAGACGAGCUUGAAGACUGGGAGGCGGCUUCUCUUGGAACGGCCAUUCCUCUAACUGAUGGAUACGUGUACAUGAAUGGGGACGUUGGGAAGCUGCCGUCAGGGGCGGUUUAUGCGGCCACCCCUGAGCCCCCCCUACCUCUGCUGCCCCUGGCCACCCCAGUGCCACAAUCGACCCCCACCGUCACUCCGAUAACAGACUACAGCUCGCUGAAUGGAAUAGUGGAUCCAUCGGUGGAAGUGGGCGUGUUAGAUGGGGGCGGCAGUGCAGCCUUGGAGCAGCCGCCUCCGCCAGUGGCCGCCCCCCUGCAGCCGCCCCCGCCCCAGGCCGAAAUGGCCAUAGUGCCGCCUCCGGGGGGCGGUGCCCUGUCGCCAGUGGCGGGCAUUCCAGGCCUCAGUGCGCUUCCUCUUGAACAGCUCAAGCAGAUGCUCUCCUCUCAGCUAGAGUACUACUUUUCACGAGAGAAUUUGGCAAAUGAUACUUACCUAUUGUCCCAAAUGGAUAACGACCAGUAUGUUCCGAUUUGGACGGUUGCCAAUUUUAACCAAGUGAAAAAAUUGACAAAGGAUAUUAAAUUGAUAACCGAAGUAUUGAGAGAAUCGCCAAAUGUUCAAGUCGAUGAAGAAGGCCUGAAAGUCAGGCCCAACCAUAAACGAUGCAUAGUUAUUUUAAGAGAAAUCCCAGAUAGCACACCUUUAGAAGACGUUAAGGCUUUAUUCUCCGGUAAAGGAUGUCCGAAGCUGAUAUCUUGUGAAUUUGCGCACAAUAAUUCGUGGUAUGUUACUUUUGAAAAUGACGAGGAUGCUCAGAAAGCUUAUAGGUUUCUUCGGGAAGAAGUUAGGGAAUUUCAGGGUAAGCCAAUAAUGGCACGCAUCAAGGCGAAAACAAUGAACCGGUUGACAAUACUGCCUGGGCCUUCGGGAGGGGUGGUGGGCCUGAAGAAUGGCUACCGCACGCCACCUUCGGGGGUGGCGCCUGCCGCAGUGGUGGUGCCGACGGUGGUCAGCACUGCCCCCGCGGCAGCGGUUUACGGCGAUCCACCGCCCUACACGGCAGCCGCUCCCGCGUCUGCCGCCUCACAGGGUCCGCCACCUCCGGGUCCGCCGCCCCCGCAACAGCAUCGGCCACCGCCGCUGCAGUUCUAUGCCGCCGCCAACGGCGGCUCGCUGCCGCCUCCCACCGCCACCGCUGCCGCCGUCAACUACGGCAGUCAGGUGCAGAUCUAUACGUUUCACCAGCAACACCAGCCGUUCUACCCUCCCAGCAUGCUGCCGGGGCCCUGGGGCCACGCCACCAACUACUUUGAGCUGGGCUCUGUGUUCUCGGUCAAUGGCCUCGCGCCCACUGGCAACUUUGCCAAGGCACCGCUCUCCUCCUCCAAUCGACACGCCUCCUCUUACAUGCCUCGCAACACUAGAAAUAAGCGGAGCCAGAUGGGAGGAGGCGGCGACAUCUCUCAUCGCUCGAUGUCAGAGAGCAGCGGGGGCGGCAUGAGAGGCGGCAAAGUGGUGAAGAGCGGUUCGCUGGACCACAACCACGGCUUGCCGCCUCCGGCCAGGGGUGGGGGGAGCCUGUACCCUGGCGAUGUCGUCCCCGGCGUUCAGCCCAUCGACGAUUCGAACGACGUAGGGGCGGUUCCGCCUCCGCAGCAACUGCCGCAGCCGCAACUGCCACCCCCCGUGGACCACCAUGACGCUGUCACCGCCUUCAGGCCCCUAGUUCCGCCUCCCGUCGCCACACCCAAAGACGCGCUGCCGCCUAGACACAGGCGUCGGAGGAAAGAGGACGAAGGAGGAGUGCAAGGUGGAGGAGGGGGUGGAGGACGUCUGAGCAGCCCGGUGCCAUCCGGCGCUGUCCCGUCCGCCGGAGUGACAGUCGCUGUGACGUCAUCUGCCGAACCUCCGAGCACGCCGCGCGGAGGCGGAGGACCGCACUUUGACCUGGAGGCGGACGCGUUUCCGCCCCUGCCCGGGCCGCCGGAACGAUCCGCCGCAACGACCACGGCCGGAUCCGGUGGCGGUAACGCCGGACAGACGUCGGUCGCCGCAGCCGCCGCCGACACGGACGCGAAUACCGGUCACGUCGCGGCUGCCGGCGGCGCUCAGGAGCCGGUCGUCAGUCAUCAGCCGACGCCCUGGGAAAACAGGUUGUCGGACGUGGUGAAGGGAACGGCCAAAACGAAACUAGUUCAGGCGUCGGCCGCUGCAGCGCUGCAGUCGUCGUCGUCGACCAAUCACAGCCCGGCUUCCCCCUCCACCGCCACCUCUUCCCCCCACUCCUCGUCGUCCAGUGCUGCGACGGCUGCAAGGCUGGUGACGUCACAGUCGUCGAGUGGCCCCCAACCACCACGCAACAACAACGGAGCCACGGCGGUCGCCAAACUCACAUCGCCGCCCCCCCAACUCCUGCCUAGUCAACCCGAUUUGCCGACGCCUCCCAUCACCCCUGACAAGACAGUUGCUGUGACUGCUACAGCCGCCUCUGGUAGCGCGGCGGGCGCUACACAGAAAAGUAGCGCUGCUGCUGUGAAAAGUAGCGGUGGCUUGACGGCCGGCGGCAGCACAGCGGACAAAGCGACAAAGACUGACACUGAGGGCGGCGACGGUGGUGAGCCGAUGACGUCAUCACACAAUGACGUCAUUACGACGACAAGUGCCCCGCCGCCUCCGCCCCCCGCCACUAGCAAUGCGGCCACCAUGACUGAUACACACGCCGCCUCCGCCACUUCCGCUGCAGCCGCCUCUCACGCACAUGCACAAGCUGCCGCCCCCCUACAGAAUAGCGACAAUCUGAGCAUUGUGCGACUGAGCUACGCGCAGGUGACUCAGCACCACAAGGAGAAGCAGCAACAGGGUGCGGCGGGUGAGAGGGGAGCACAGUCACAGCAGCACACGCAUGCGCAGUCGGCAGAUGACGACAGCCAAGUCAGCGCCAAGGCUGCUCCUACUGCCGCUGCUCCAUCCACACACUCUCACAACAGAGUGUCGGGUCCAGGUGGAGGAGGAGGAGGGGGUGGUGGUCGGUCGAUUGGUCGCGGCAUGUCAUCGCGUCAGAGCAGCGACAGAGGCACAAGGCGACGCGACAAUGUCUCGCGAUUCAGCUCGCGUCCGCGCUCGCCCAAAUAGCAUAUCCCUAGACAGUUCAGAUUUGUAGCAGAUAAUACUAGCUGAGAAUCGUGACGUCGUGCCUCGACGGAAGGAGGCAACACCAGAGACUGUGAGUGACUGAACGUGACUAGGUCACAUGGUUGUGAUUUGGAUUGGUGACUCGGUCAUUAGUGACUUGGUCGUAUAUUUGUGACUAGGAUUGACUUGUGUGACCAACGUGACAGUCGAACAGUGUGUCACAGACCUCGUUGCUAGACUGUGACAAUCGAACAGUGUGUCACAGUCGAACAGUGUGUCACAGACCUUCAGACCAUUUCGCUCUCUGUGUCUUGUCCUCUCUCCUUCCCCCCACCCCCACAAAAACUCUGGCGAACGCAAACACUGUGAUAUGUGAUUAUUAUGAGUGGUAGAUGUACAUUUAAUUAACGACGAUUUCACACGACUGUAAUGUUAAUUGCUUGAAAUGACAGUUACUAGUGGUGAACGUAAAAUAACAAAAAAAGGAAAUUUCCUCGUUAAAUUUAUAAUAUAUCUGUGUAUUACUAUCCACAUUACAUGUAUGCAUAUCAUACAUUUAUUCAUACACAUAUACGUUUAUGAAUUACUGAUGAUAUCUAUACGAUCAGGGAAGAAUUGUUUAUUAAUAGAAGGUGAUAAUGAUGAUUUUUAUCUACUGAGGAGUCAAAAACGUCUCAAUGCAUAUACUUAUAAAUAUAUGAUAUAAUUAUAUAUUAUAAAUAUUUGAAAAAUGGUGAAAAAAAGCUUGUCGGAAAGUUUAUAUAGAAUAUGUUAUAUAUAUUUACUGUAGUAGGAGAAAAUGAAUGGUUUUGUAGUUGAUCUACAAUUUUUUAUUUGAGGGACACCGGUUGGUAGUAUAUAUAUAUUUGUAUAUUAUACAGUCGUUGAGUAGGUAUAAAACUUGUGGUUAUAUAUAUAGAGAGUAAUUACGCAUGCAUGCGUUUUUGGGGAUAGUGAUAAUUAUUUCUCUCCGAGAAAAGAGGUUUGAUAGUCGUCUCUCUCUCUCUGAGAAAACUAUACUUCCGACUAUUACCAGCUGUCUGUCCUUCUCUUGCCCCAAUGCCUCUACAACCUAUCAACGGUCUCUCUCUUUCUCUCUCUCUCUCACUCACUCAUACACACAAUAUCGAUCGCCAUUAAUCAUUGUCUGUGUUAGUUGCCCCAAAAAUAAUUUGCAUCGAACUGCAGGUAGUCACGUGUCGGUUUCAAAUAAGUUGUUUGACAAAACGUAACUGAGACUAUAUCGAUAUAUAUAUAUUUGAAGAGUGUUGUUAUAUGCAUAUAAAAAUUAUAUAUAUAAAUAUAAUAAUGAUAUAAUAGUGCGUGUUGAUUGUAGUACGAAAGGGUAUAAAACGUUUUUCUCUUAACCGUGUUUGAUGUAAAUAUAAUGUUUUCAUUCAUUUUAUUUUUUCUUUGACAAAUUGUGAAGGAUUGUAUAGAGAUGCAGAAGAUAUAAAUAGUCGUAAGCUGCCUAGAUUUAUUAUUAUUAUAAAUAGAGAUUGUUAUCAACGGUAUCUAUUCCUCUCUUAUUAUCGUAAGGGAUUAUUGAUUUUGGUUUGGAAUUGAUCGGUUAUAAGUUUGUUGAAAUUUUUAAAGAAAAUAAAAAAACGUGAUAGACUUAUUUGGUAGUGGAUGAUGUUGAUGAUGGAACAUGUUGAUGAUGAUGAUGAUGAUUCUAUCAGUGUCCGCCUUAGUUGUGAUAAUAAUAUGGAAUUGUUUUUAAUGAAUGAUGACUGCUUGAAGAUUAGAGCUGAUGAGUGUGGAGGUUUAGAAUAGGAGAGUUUUGCCCGGUCAGCUAUUUUCUCUAGACCUCUAGAUGGGCUCUAUUAGUUUUCUGUGCAUCUUGGCGUCCGUAUACGGAGUUGAUUAUAUACUUGGUGCAGGGCUAAAUUUAUUGAAACCAACUCAUCGUUAUUAAAUUUCAGUUCUGAUCUUCUCAUUUAGCGGUGGUAUUCUUUAUGAUUAUUAUUUGAAAGCUCCUAUUAUUUUUCUGAUUUAUUGUUAUUUUUAGCAUCAUCCAAGUGCGGUUAGGUAGAUUGAAGGAGUUGUUGAUAGAUGAUAGUAAUGAUGAUGAUGAUAAUAAUAAUAUUGUUACUAUUAAUGUGUUAUAUUUUACUCUAUUCUUAGCUCUAGAAUUUAUUUCGGUUGCUUACACACAUACACACAAAAUACACGAGCAAUGCUGCUGGUGUAUUCUUCCAAUCUAUUGGCUACAUCUUGACUGUAAUUUCUUUUAUUGAGGUAAAUAAUGUUGGGAAUUAAAUUUGUAUUUAGUUUUGGUUGUGCUGUCUAUCUAAAGAAUUUGUUUGGGUUUUUUCUAUGUGUUGUAUUAAAUUGAGAGGAUAAAUUGUCGUUAACCGCUGUUAACUUGCAAGCAACCGUCGGUUUGUUCCCAGUUAAGUUUAGGUUUGUUUUUAUUGCUCUACUGGGUGACAUGUUGUGUUUUAUUUAUUAUUAUUAUUAUUGUUAUCGGCCCAAUUAUAACUACUAGGGCGAAAAUAGUUUUGAUGUAAUGGUAUCAACGAUUUGUGUCAUAAAGUUUGAACAUUUGACUUGUAAAAAAAUGAGAUAAUCAUGUAAACAUUAAUUAAUUCGUAAAUAAUAAACUUCAUUAGGUAUACUUUUAAAUAAAACACGUAUAUAAUAUUAUAUAUAUAAAAUGAAAUUUUGUUGAUUUAAUUUUUAAGUUAGUUAACAGACACUGAUAUAAUUAUAUAUUUGUGGACUGUGUUGAUAAUGACAACAUACAACAACCCUGACAAGAUGAUUUUUGUUUUGUUCUUGUUUUGUUUAUUAUUUUUCGUUGACAAUCCGAGUAAUUGGUGUAAAUUUAUUAUUGAUUCUGAGUUGAUAGUUGCAUUCAUUCGGUUGUUCUGUUGAAAUUCUCGUCAGCUUAGUUGAAGUCAGUCAUUCUUCCAUGAAUUUCUUCUUCGAUUCUCUUUGCUGAGCAUUUGAUAAGUUACCUGUAUUGUCGGAAAAAACUAUUAUUAUGACAAUUGAUUAACACAACAACGUUCGACUCUAAACUUGAAGCAAAAGAGCAAAAAACCUAAUAAUUGUGAAAUCUCACAACCUAAACGUAUGACCUAUAAUCAAUACGAUUUGAUCAUAAUUCUAAUCUAAAUUCACUGUUGUGUAAUUUAGGCUUAGAAAUUAGUAUUGAAUCGCAUUAAUAAAGUUAAUUCUAGUAGAAAUUGUAAAUGUUUAAAACUAGCACCUGUAGCAUCAAAUUCAAAAGCUCGACUGAGUUCAUUCUCUUGACAAAAUUAUCAAUAUCAGUUGGUUUUUUAUUGUAUAAAAUAUUGAGGAAAAUGAAAUUAGUAUUGUUGUUUUCUAUAAUCUUAUUUUCUUUUAUCGUUUUAUUAUUUUUAAUUUGUUUGUCGUAAUUUGCCAGUUAGAAAUAUAUGCAUAAAUAUAUUGUAUUUA
Messenger RNA from Nilaparvata lugens (brown planthopper), 7035 nucleotides. It is a transcript of the gene Larp4B, whose product is annotated as la-related protein Larp4B. Gene Ontology annotation, biological process: positive regulation of translation. Bases 289 to 3609 code for a protein of 1106 amino acids. Gene Ontology annotation, molecular function: mRNA 3'-UTR binding. The record is from RefSeq and is a predicted model, not a curated record. Gene Ontology annotation, cellular component: cytoplasmic stress granule; cytosol. The transcript has 16 exons. NCBI's taxonomy places the organism in Eukaryota, Metazoa, Arthropoda, Insecta, Hemiptera, Delphacidae.